Molecule: messenger RNA, 864 nt
Organism: Oncorhynchus nerka (sockeye salmon)
Lineage: Eukaryota; Metazoa; Chordata; Actinopteri; Salmoniformes; Salmonidae
Product: cyclin-dependent kinase 1-like
Exons: 1
Coding region: 1-864 (287 amino acids)
Biological process (GO): protein phosphorylation; regulation of gene expression; G1/S transition of mitotic cell cycle
Cellular component (GO): nucleus; cytoplasm; cyclin-dependent protein kinase holoenzyme complex
Molecular function (GO): ATP binding; cyclin-dependent protein serine/threonine kinase activity; cyclin binding
Source: RefSeq, a predicted model, not a curated record
AUGGAGAAAUACAGGAAAGACACCGUUAUAGGCAAAGGCGCCUAUGGAAUCGUGUACAAAGUGACGUGUAGGAAAACUGGGAAGGACUACGCCUUGAAAUAUCACACCCAAGGCGUAGAGGAUGCAACCGUGAGAGAGAUCUCAUGUCUCUCUGCCCUAAGGGGUCUCCCGUAUGUGAUCGACAUGCACGAUUGCUUCGUAGACGAUGACAAGAUAGCCAUGCUCAUGUCCUACACUCUGAGUGACGCGAUCCACAAUGGAUACGGUGUCAAGCCAUACUACGAACAAGACCGGCCACUACAGUAUCUCCCUUUGAGUUUCGUUGCUCACUUUAGUUUACAGUUGGCUAAUGCCCUGUCUGACAUGCACAGAUGGAAUAUAGUGCACAGGGACCUGACUCCUUACAACGUGCUGCUGACAGAAGAUCUCACAGUGAAGGUGGCCGACAUGGGCCUCUCUAGACAGUCCUCAAAAUGGAUGAGCCCAACUGUGGUCACGGAGGCGUACAGGGCCCCGGAAUUGUUUUGCCCAAAACGUAAAUCUGCAGAGUACACAUGUGCUAUAGACAUGUGGAGCCUGGGGGUGAUGAUAGUGGACGCAAUGGAAGGGAGGGUUAUGUUCUGUGGCCGUAAAAUCCAAAGUGUGACUAUGUCCACAUACCAGAUCAUCACAAAGACUCUAUGUCCCCAAGACCACCCCAGUGCAUCAAGCACACCGUGUGAUCCUGACAUCAUAAUGCCCAACAUGCAGUGUGACCUAGUGAGAAGGAUAGUCUUCAGAUUGCUGAACUUCUAUGACACAGAGAGACUCUUGGCUCAUGAGCUGUUCGGGACACAGAAUGGAUGCAGGCUGCUGCUGAUAUGA